Messenger RNA from Emiliania huxleyi CCMP1516, 465 nucleotides. RefSeq lists its product as hypothetical. The transcript is spliced from 2 exons. The coding region runs from base 1 to 465 and encodes 154 amino acids. NCBI's taxonomy places the organism in Eukaryota, Haptophyta, Isochrysidales, Noelaerhabdaceae. The record is from RefSeq and is a predicted model, not a curated record.
AUGUACUUGAUACUGAUCUCCGCCUCCGCCAUCGCCCACACGCGCUUCUCCCGCCCAGCGCCGCGGCUCACCACAGCGUCACACCGGUGGUUCGCCGCUCCAGUCACGCCACGCGGAGGGGUGCCAGCGGCGUGCGACUUCUCGUCGCAGCAGCGGCUGCGCGAGGAGGCCGAGGCGCCCUUCGCCAAGGCGCGCCUCUUCGUCUGGCCGACCCUCUUUGCGGCCGCCGUCGUCGCAACCUACUUUGCCGCCACCGGCAUGCUCGCCGUCGCUGUCGGGGCGCGGGAGCAGGCGGCCGGCUCGUCGCCGCUCGUCGACCUCGGCAUCGACCUCACGGCCGUCGGCACGACGGGCUUCCUCUGGAAGCGCGAGCUGGAUGCGCGCGACUCGAGGCUGCGCCGGAUCGCCUUUGGCGCGCGCCUCGCCGCUCUGCGGGUGACGCAGCUCGGCGCAGAGUCUUGCUGA